Nematolebias whitei (Rio pearlfish) is the source of this 1197-nucleotide messenger RNA. Its product is annotated as methyltransferase-like protein 24. Lineage: Eukaryota; Metazoa; Chordata; Actinopteri; Cyprinodontiformes; Rivulidae. The coding region runs from base 1 to 1197 and encodes 398 amino acids. The record is from RefSeq and is a predicted model, not a curated record. The transcript is spliced from 5 exons.
AUGCGGGACCUCGGUGGUUUGUCGCUCCUCUCCAGAACCUCAGGUUUCCCGCCGCUGCUGCUUUUGAUCCCAUCCGUCCUCCUCGCGCUCCAGCUCCUCCUCGUCGCCUCGCGGCUACCUGGAGCCGCGCGCUCGUGGGCGGGAGAGGAGGCGGACAGGGAGGUCGCGUUCUCCGUUAUCAGCAUCGGGCCGGACAGGAGGAGCUCGGACCGACCAGAAGCCGUGCCCAGGAGACAGGAGGUGGGAGAGGAGGACGAUGGAGGCACGAGGGAUGGGGCGCGAGCGUACGAGGAGGAGAACGAGACGCACGAGCGCCAGGUGGGACCCGGAGCGCUGAAGGUGCAGCGGUGGGCGGCGAACGAGCCGUCUUUCUCGGCCGAACUCGAUUGUUUCAUCACGUAUAUCACAAGGCCACAGCUGAACUGCUCCAGAGUUUUACCUCCAGGGAUGGCUCAGCCAACACAACCUCCUGUGGCUUCAGCUCACUGGCUGCUGUGUGUCGAAGAACGGCUCCUUCCAGCUGCAGAUACACCCUGUGUUGCAUACUCCUUUAGUCUGGAUGGAGGAGAUGCGGACUUCCUAAAGACUGUGUCAAGACUAGGAUGUGAAGUCCACGGUUUCAAUCCCAGCACCUCCAGUGCAUCAGACGAUGGGAUUGGCAACAGUUUGGCUAGUAACCGUGGCAACAGAGGCGGUGUCAGCCAGCACAAAUUGUGGCUGGAGUGGCGAGCUCCGAGGAGGCGCAAACACAAGACAAGAGGGAACCUGGGCGGUGUUUCUCAAACACUGGCAGAUAUCAUGGCUGCUUUGGGACAUCACACUGUCCAUUUCAUGUAUGCUGACCUCCUAAGUGCUGAGUGGCGGCUUUUUCAGAACUGGAUCGAAGUGGGAACUAUCCAAAACAUCCGUCAUCUGGUUGCCACGAUGCACCUGCACUGGGCCGGGUUUGAGGUGGGCGGAACCGACGAGGAAGUGCUCCGCUACUGGUUCAGCGUCCUCCGGGGAAUCGAAGCUUCUGGACUCCACCUGGUUCACAGCUCACCUGGAAAUGGUUACGGCGUCCUGAAACAGGCAGCAGCGGACGCUCGCAGCUCUUACACUCUCAGCUGGGUGAACACACACACACGUCACCGACACUCAAACACAAACAUGGACCGAGCUGAGCAUGCUGCUGUGGAUGACGUCACACAAACAUGA